UAGGUAAGAAUGCAGCGCAUUGUGUCGGGUGGCAGCGCCACUAUGUUGCGUGCGUUACGCGCUACAUCAGUCGUUCCAUGCAGAAUGGUCCGUUAUGAUGCAUUCGCUGAUAGACAUAUAGGACCGAGUCGACUAGAAAAACAGCAAAUGUUAGACUUUCUUGGAUUCAGAACACUCGACGAACUCACAAAUACUAACGUUCCUAACCAAAUCAAACUCGAGAAGGAAAUGGACCUUCCAAAAGCGGCUGACGAGUACACCAUGCUUAGGGAAAUGAAGAAAAUUGCAGAAAUGAACAAGAUUUACCGAUCCUACAUAGGUAUGGGUUAUUACGACACUAUCGUACCAGCGGUGAUCCUUCGUAACAUUCUGCAAAAUAUUGGAUGGAUUUCCCAGUACACUCCUUACCAAGCGGAAAUCUCACAGGGAAGACUGGAAUCGCUGCUGAACUUCCAGACUAUGGUAGCAGAUUUAACCGGCCUUCCUUCAACUAACGCCUCACUUCUAGACGAAGCUACAGCAGUGGCUGAAGCCAUUUCACUUGCAGUUAGGGCAACAAAGAGGCAUAAGGCUUUACUUGAUCCAUACUUGCAUCCGCAGAAUAUUGAUGUGGCCAAGACGAGGGCUGGACCCCAAGAAAUUACCAUAGGAGAACUUAGCUUUGAAUCUCUCAACAUUGAUAAAGAUGUAGCAGCUGUUGUGGUACAGUACCCAGACACCGAAGGUCGCAUUCGCGACUUGGACAAGCUUAUCAAGAAGGCUCAUGAGAAUGGGGCCCUAGUGGUGCUCGUUUGUGAUCUGAUGUCUUUGACACUGCUGAAGUCUCCUGGAGAUCUGGGAGCUGAUAUUGCUGUUGGCUCAGCGCAGAGAUUUGGAGUUCCACUUGGUUACGGAGGACCACAUGCUGGUUUCAUGGCUGUGGCAAAAGACUCGAAAAACACGCUCGGUAGAACCAUGCCUGGUAGAAUAAUCGGAGUAUCCAAAGGAGCCAAUGGAGAAAUGGCGCUGAGACUUGCCCUGCAAACUCGAGAGCAACAUAUUCGAAGAGACAAAGCUACUAGCAACAUUUGCACUGCUCAAGCCUUACUUGCCAAUAUGUCUGCGAUGUAUGCGGUUUACCAUGGACCUAAGCGACUUACAGAGAUCGCUAGAGCAAUCCAUAAGUCUACUGCUUUCUUGGAGUCAGAAGUGCUCAAGGCUGGGCAUCAAAUCGCCCACAAGGACUACUUCGACACGCUCAAAGUCACUGUAAAAGAUUUGGCAGGCUUCAAGCAACGAGCUGAAGAAAAGCAGAUGAACUUCCGAUACUAUCCUGACGGCGCUGUUGGUGUGUCACUGGAUGAGGCAACGAAGUCGGCCGAUCUCGUGGAUUUGCUCUACGUCUUUAAUGGUUCUACUAAACUCACUGAGGAAGAAAUUUCGGACAUUGUUCCGGAAACCGCUUCUCCUCUUAUCGGAAAUAGUCCGUUUGCAAGGACAAGCACAUUCCUUCAACAUCCUAUUUUCAACACUUACCACAGUGAAGCUCAGCUUGUUAGGUACAUCAAGCGCUUAGAGAACAAGGACGUUUCCUUAGCGCACUCGAUGAUUCCACUUGGAUCUUGCACAAUGAAGUUGAACGCAAGCUCGGAGUUGAUUCCAAUCACCUGGGACUCGUUUAACGCUCUUCAUCCAUUCGCUCCGGUAUCCCAAGCAGCUGGCUUCCAGAAAAUGUUCAAAGAUUUGGAGAAGUGGUUGUGCGAAGUCACUGGAUAUGAUAAGAUCAGUCUGCAACCGAACUCCGGUGCUGCAGGAGAAUACACCGGCCUACUAACCAUUCGCAAGUACCUAGAUAGUCUGGACCAACAUCAGAGAAAUGUAUGCCUGAUCCCAACAUCAGCUCAUGGUACAAAUCCAGCAUCAGCUCAUAUGGCCAACAUGAAAGUCGUCGUAGUGAGUUCAGACAAACACGGUAACAUCAACUACAAGGACCUGGCGGCCAAGACUGAGCAAUACAAAGAUCAAUUAGCGGCCAUCAUGGUGACGUACCCCUCAACUCACGGAGUCUUCGAAUCUUCUAUUCGUGACGUUAUUGAUAAAGUUCACGAGUGCGGUGGCCAAGUCUACCUUGAUGGAGCGAAUAUGAAUGCGCAGGUGGGACUUUGUCGUCCUGGUGAUUACGGUAGCGAUGUAUCGCAUCUGAAUUUGCACAAGACGUUCUGCAUUCCUCAUGGUGGUGGUGGACCUGGUGUUGGUCCUAUUGGAGUGAAGAAGCACCUGGCUCCAUUCCUCCCCGGACACCCAGUCAUUCCUGUUGAAGGCCGAUCACAUGGCGCUGUUGCCAGCGCUCCUUGGGGCUCAGCCAGUAUCAUGCCUAUUACAUGGGCCUAUAUUCGGAUGAUGGGCCACGCUGGACUAAAGAAAGCAUCGCAAGUUGCGAUACUGAACGCAAAUUAUAUGGCAAGAAGAUUGGAGAAGGCAUACAAAAUUGUAUACAAAGAUGAGCAGGGCUUAGUGGCUCAUGAAUUCAUCCUCGACUUCAAGCCAUUUAAGAAAUCAGCCGGAGUAGAUGUAGUCGAUGUAUCGAAAAGACUGAUGGAUUAUGGAUUCCAUUCACCCACAAUGUCAUGGCCGGUGCAUGAUUGCUUGAUGAUUGAACCCACCGAAUCAGAAGAUAAAGGUGAGAUGGACCGUCUAGUUGAUGCGCUGCUUGCUAUCCGAGAGGAGAUCGCCAUGAUUGAACGAGGCGAGCUGGACAGAGAGCGAAAUCCACUGAAGAUGGCACCACACACGCUGGCAAAGGUCGCAUCGGACAGUUGGGAUUUGCCCUAUUCCCGUGAAUUAGCCGCUUUCCCAAAACCAUGGUGUCAUCACAAGAGCUGGCCGACCACAGGACGUAUCGACGACUCGUACGGUGACAAACAUCUCGUCUGCACCUGCCCUCCCAUUGAGAACUACAUGUGAAAUAGAGGAGUUGAAAAUUUAGCGAUAGAAGAGUAGCGUUGAAGUAGUGAUCUUAUGUUGCUCAAUCCUACUGUGAUAGUUGUUAUACAUUCCAUAUGCG
Cylicocyclus nassatus is the source of this 3043-nucleotide messenger RNA. The record is from the annotation of a GenBank genome assembly. NCBI's taxonomy places the organism in Eukaryota, Metazoa, Nematoda, Chromadorea, Rhabditida, Strongylidae.